This is a messenger RNA of Nannizzia gypsea CBS 118893, 1458 nucleotides long. Its product is annotated as COP9 signalosome complex subunit 3. Gene Ontology annotation, cellular component: COP9 signalosome. Lineage: Eukaryota; Fungi; Ascomycota; Eurotiomycetes; Onygenales; Arthrodermataceae. The record is from RefSeq and is a predicted model, not a curated record. The transcript has 5 exons. Bases 1 to 1458 code for a protein of 485 amino acids. Gene Ontology annotation, biological process: ubiquitin-dependent protein catabolic process.
AUGGCUACUCAGCUGCUGCUGUCAUUCCCUCCCUUGGCGGAGAUAUCGGAUGUGGAGUAUGACAAGACAAUACGUGCAUUCUGUGUCAAUGUAAAAAAGCUAUCGGUAAAUGCUUUAGUCGGUUCAAGCACAAAUGGGCAGGGAAAUAAUCUUGAGAUACUGGACCCAGCCUUACAUUCUGUAGCAUAUUUGAAUGUGCUUCUUGCUUAUUAUCAGGUUGCUCAAAAGUCUGAUAAAUCAUCCUUUCAGCCAGGCGGGGAAGGUUGGAAGAAAGCAUUAUUAUUCUUUGAGACGUUUGACCCGAUCCAAGUCCGCUACGCGGGGCGUGAGUUCACAAGGCUAGUUGAAAUCAUUGCAUCGAUUGCAAACUCUCCAUAUCAGUCACUGCUGGCUGUUCAACCUCUUAAGAAUGCUCUGCUUCGGCUAGAUCCAUCAUGCUCUACUUUGACAAUAACGCACACUUUAUUUGUGCGUACAUGCCUCAAAGCUAAUGCUUGUCGCGCUGCGCUAUCAGUACUGGAGAAACCUAUUUUUCAUAUCCCUGCAUCAGUGGAUAAAACCUACCAUAAACGGGCCCAAAUUCUCCCAUGUGUCAAGGACCAAUCCAGCUCUACAUUCAUUACAGAUACCUCUGGGCUAGCGGGGAAGAUCACUCACCAAACGUAUCUUGAAUAUUACCUAUAUGGUGCCAUGAUCUACAUGAUUCGAAAGGAGUGGGAUAACGCACUGAGAUUCUUGCACAUUGUUAUGGCUGCUCCAGUCACCAAUGCCGUGAGUAAGAUCAUGGUUGAAGCGUACAAGAAGUGGGUUCUAGUACGUCUGCUAGCCAAAGGACAGGUCUCAGAUCUGCCCCGAGGGAUACCUCCGUUUGCAGUGAAGAUAUAUAAAUCUUUAUCUCGACCUUAUGAGGCGCUUGCAGAAAUCUUCCGAGACGGUACUCUGCAACGAUUGGAGGCAGAAAUGAUGGUAGGGAUUGAUGUCUGGGAUAAGGAUGGCAACGCAUGCCUUGUAUACCAGCUUCCUGCCGCAAAUCGGCGGUUCUCUAUAUUGAAACUAGAAAAAGUGUUUUCAGCGAUAUCGAUACCUGAAAUUGCAAACAGAGUCUCCUACGAAUGCGGCUCCACCCAAGAGUUAGAGGAGUAUAUCGCUUCAAUGAUAGCGGAUGGCCAGUUAAACGCACGACUUGUCCAAGCUUCCGAACCCUCUGGGCCUACUGUGCUUCGUUUUGGCAAGGACGAUGUGAGCAUGGAUAUGUCUACGGAAUCCCAGCUGUGGGUAGAUCUCGUAAAGGAGAAGAACCGUAUCAAUGCCAUGAUAGACAAUAUUGCGAGAGUCGAUGUGAGACUGGAACUGGGAGAAGACUACAUUGAUGGGUUGGCGAAAGCUCAACGGAGGGCUGGCGCGAAGAAUAGAAACGCCACUGCCUUCGACGAAGAUCUCAUGGCCACUUCCCGCUAA